Messenger RNA from Juglans regia (Persian walnut), 819 nucleotides. RefSeq lists its product as uncharacterized. Lineage: Eukaryota; Viridiplantae; Streptophyta; Magnoliopsida; Fagales; Juglandaceae. The coding region runs from base 1 to 819 and encodes 272 amino acids. The record is from RefSeq and is a predicted model, not a curated record. The transcript is spliced from 5 exons.
AUGGUGGAGUCAUCACCUUCUGUAAUUUGUCCUUCCCAGCCAUCAUUACCUUCACAGAAAGGGAACCAACCUUCUACAUCGAUACAAAUGGGAGGCCAACUACCCAGACAUAUAGAGAUCAGCAAAGAGACCCAGUCAUGCACACAUGUACCAAUAGAACAACAUUCGGAAGCAGAAAAUGUCGACUUGUGUUCCGAGAUCGGAAAUUGUUUUGUUGUCGUUGUUGAUAGUAAUGGAGGUAGAAUAAAGAGACCAUUGCACUCGAUUCAUGACAUUUGGCAUCUUCCAGAAGGGGAGCGAAUUGAUAUGGAGCUCAAUAAUCUUGGUCAACCCAUUAAAAAGCAAGACUCAAAGGUGGUAAGGUUUGGUGGCCUGAUAGCAAGAACUAAUAAGUUGGUUCCAAUUAUUUACAAGGAUUGGAGGUCGGUGCCUAAAACCAUAAAGGAGGAAGCGUGGGGUCUUAUAAUGGGCAAGUUUAAAGUUCCUGAUGACAAAUUGGAUGCAUUCAAAAAAUGGAUACUGAAGGACCUGGGGAAGAAAUGGAAAGACUACAAGCACGAAUUGAAGAAAAAGUUACUUCAUGAAAAAGACACCUCUGCAGCACAAGUUGUGGCAAGGGCAAGUCCCGAUAUGGUGGACUUAUCGCAACUAGCGGAGUUGGCCAAUCUUUGGUUCGAUCCAGAAUAUAAGUCAAAAUGUAAUAAAAAUAAGGAGUGUCGCAAGAAGCAGCUGGUUGUUCACAACGGAGGAUCGAAAAGUUAUGCAAGAUAUGCCCAUGAUGCGCAAAAAUCAACUGGGAUGUUGCCAACUGGGAUGUAG